This is a messenger RNA of Corythoichthys intestinalis (scribbled pipefish), 3041 nucleotides long. RefSeq names its product 6-phosphofructo-2-kinase/fructose-2,6-biphosphatase 2b (gene pfkfb2b). The coding region runs from base 489 to 2279 and encodes 596 amino acids. Gene Ontology annotation, molecular function: fructose-2,6-bisphosphate 2-phosphatase activity; ATP binding; 6-phosphofructo-2-kinase activity. The transcript has 15 exons. Gene Ontology annotation, cellular component: cytosol. The record is from RefSeq and is a predicted model, not a curated record. Gene Ontology annotation, biological process: fructose 2,6-bisphosphate metabolic process; fructose metabolic process. Lineage: Eukaryota; Metazoa; Chordata; Actinopteri; Syngnathiformes; Syngnathidae.
AUUUUAUCACAAUAAGCUAUUUUUUUAGAAGGACUAGCAGUAUGGUUGAAUAGAGCUUUGUGUUCAGAUUGUGGUAGGCCUACUUGGAAAAGUAAUUUUCUAAGUAGGCUUAUUUGUUAAAAGCGGGAGCGAAAAUAAUCUUCGGACUGAAUCAACUAAAUCGAGAACCCACUUUCACUCACUCACUGCCAUUGACGGCGAUAGGCGUCUAAUUUAUUUUGACUGAGAGAGUUGGCAGCGAUCGUGCCAGACAAGGAUUUAAAUUUACGUCCCCGUCUGUUAGCUGCUAUACGGUAAUAGCGUGCGUGGGACUCGGUGUGACGUCGGCACACACCUCUACCAGUCGGCUUGGAAGGGCACCAUCGGGGCUGGCUGCUUGCUCGGUAGCCAAGGACUGUGCGACCCAGCCGGUACACCGAAACCAGCACUCACGAAGCGACUUGCUCCUGUUCCGCGGACUUUCAAUUGACGAGAAGUGCUCUCUGCUCAUGUCGAACCGGCACUUCAACGUCAAGAAAACAGAUGUCAGGAUGAAUGACAAGAAAUGUUCGUGGGCGUCCUACAUGACAAAUUCCCCCACCGUGAUUGUGAUGAUUGGCCUUCCAGCCAGAGGGAAGACAUACAUGUCCAAGAAACUUACACGCUACCUCAACUGGAUUGGCGUCCCCACCAAAGUUUUCAACCUGGGCGUGUAUCGCCGAGAAGCCGUCCGAGCCUACAAGUCGUACGACUUCUUCCGGCAUGACAAUGAGGAGGCUAUGAAGAUCAGGAAGCAGUGUGCACUCGUGGCUUUGCAAGAUGUUAAGAUGUACCUGACAGACGAGGGCGGUCAGAUUGCUGUGUUCGACGCAACCAACACAACAAGAGAGCGGCGAGACCUCAUUCAAGGGUUUGUGAAGGAGAAUGGGUUCAAGGUGUUCUUUGUCGAGUCCGUGUGUGAUGACCCAGAAAUCAUUGCUGCCAAUAUCAUGGAAGUCAAGGUGUCCAGUCCGGACUACCCCGAAAGGCACCGAGAGAGGGUCAUGGAUGACUUCCUGAAACGGAUCGAGUGCUACAAGGUGACUUACCAACCGUUGGAUCCUGAUGAUUAUGACAAGGACCUCUCUUUCAUUAAAGUAAUGAACGUGGGCCGACGUUUUUUGGUGAACCGGGUGCAGGACUAUAUCCAGAGCAAGAUCGUGUACUACCUCAUGAACAUCCACGUGCACUCGCACUCCAUUUACCUGUGUCGACACGGCGAGAGCAACCACAACAUCGAAGGCCGCAUCGGGGGGGAUUCGGAACUCUCUGCCCGCGGGAAACAGUUCUCUCGUGCCCUUCGCAACUUUAUUGAAGAGCAUGAGCUGUCAGAUUUGAAGGUGUGGACGAGCCAGCUGAGACGUACCAUACAGACAGCUGAGGAGCUGGCAGUCCCUUACGAACAGUGGAAGAUACUCAAUGAAAUAGACGCGGGCGUAUGCGAGGAGAUGACCUAUGAGAUGAUCCAGAGGGCGUUUCCGGAGGAGUUUGCGUUGAGGGACCAGGACAAAUAUCACUACCGGUACCCAGGCGGGGAGUCGUACCAGGACCUGGUCCAGCGUCUGGAGCCAGCCAUCAUGGAGCUGGAAAGACAAGGAAACGUGCUGGUGGUCUGCCACCAAGCGGUCAUGCGCUGUCUGUUGGCCUACUUCUUGGACAAAAGUGCUGAAGAUCUGCCCUACAUGAAGUGUCCAUUGCACACUGUCCUCAAACUCACCCCAGUGGCGUAUGGUUGUAAAGUGGAAAUGUUUUAUCUCAAUGUGGAGGCAGUGAACACGCAUCGCGACCGACCACUUGGUCAAAUUCCCAAGGACUCUGCCCUUUUACUCCGGCGGAGUAGUUACACACCUUUGUGCAGUCACGACCAGGUCAAGCGUCCCCGACUGUACAGUGCAGGCAAUCAGCCCUGGCUGCCCCUCGCCCCUACGCCGCCGGCUUUGAUGCCCGAGGGACGGCAGAGCCAAGUCAGUGCCGCCGCCGGCCAUGUUGCUAACCAGUCACCUCCCAUCCUGAUUGUCACAUCUAGAACCGCACCCCAGCCAUGUUUUAACGUGCGCAUGUUUGUGAAAAUGUGCGUGUUUAGUUCACAGAACAAAGCUUGUGUAAUGCCCUAUUUGUGUUGGUCUACAUGCAUGUUUAUAAUUAGCAGGAUUAUAAAAUUGUUUGCAUUAAAGAUUGAAAAAAAAAAGCAUGUUCAUUUUUGUACAUCUGACUUGUCUCUACAUUUCUAUUGUUUUUUUUUUUGUGUGUGUGUCUUUUAAACCUCUCAGCCUCGAUCAGGAAACGGCUGUCUGUGAGUAUUUUGAAUGAUGUGUAGCCAACCCUGUUUUUUCUCUUCUUAUUUAUCCCUUUAUAAGCAUCUCAUUACAAGCAUACAUCUGCCACACUUACUGUCACACCAAAUGUAGCAACUUAGAAAAUUGUGAUUGACUUACGUAAGUUUUGUAAUGUUUUGUUGGCAGGGCUCCCUGUGCGAAGGAAUCGACUUUGAUGACCCUGACGAAACGAGCGGCUGCGUGCGCUUCUGAGUGAAGACGAUUAAAAAACGUCCAAGUGUGAAAUUUACUUUAUUCAAUUUACAUAGCACAAUCACUUUGAAAAAUACAAAGUCCGCCAUGUGACAUUUUCAUCCAGUAUUCAACCUACUAAGGUAUGCCCCUGAAUGUAAUAAAAAUAUUCAGCAUUUAGAAAAAGGUGUACUGUACAUGUUAAUUUGUUACGAAAGUAUAUAGUUGUUCAAGCAUGCUUUGUCUAAAUUAUAUUCAAUUAGUAUCAUUUAUUUAAUAGAAAAAUGCUUUGUUCAUCUUUUUUCUUCAGGUAUCAGUUAUCUUUGUAUGAUGACAGUUCAUCAUUGAAUGAAAGGAUAAUUGUUUGGUGCCAAGGAUUGUCACGUUUUGCUCAUGAAAGAGAUUCAAUUUGAAAAUACUGAAAUGAGUUUGUAUUGAGUUUAUAUUAUCUGAUUGUGUUUGCACAAAUUGUUGGUCAUAUAUCAAAGUGCAAUUAAAUACCAAACUUAAUUCUGG